CGACAAUCCGAGCACAGUCGCUCAACCUGCUCAGCACAUCUGUUUCCAGCUUCUCUUCUUCUCAACGCUUGCCCGCGUCGCCUUCAAAACCCUAGCUUUAUGGCGCUCUACACAAAACUACCCCACCAAAAACUCUACUCCCGCCUCCUCAUUCGCCACCUCUCUGCCACCGCCACCACCGCCGUAUCCCCCUCCGCUAUUCUUAGCCCCUCCGACUCCUCUGCUGUCCUCACAGCCAAGCAGAAAUCCCGCGCUGCCCUUCAUCUUCUCAGAUCGGAGAACGAGCCCUCCCGCAUCGUCGACAUCUGCCGCGCCGCAGCCCUUACUCCUUCCUCACACCUCGACCGCAACGCCUUCUCUUCCGCCAUCUCCAAGCUCUCAUCUUCCCAAUCCUUCUCCUCAAUCCGUUCCCUCGUAGAUGAACUUUUACUGUCUUCGAAAAACCCCAACCCUCGCUUUGUCUCCCACGCCAUCGUCCUCUUCGGCCAUGCUGGCAUGCAUGACGACGCCCUCCGUGCGUUUCGAUCAUUACCGUCUCCUCGAUCCCUCAAUGCUCUUCUAUUCGCCUGCAUCAUAUCCAACAACCACUCUGAGCUUGCCAAGAUCUUUCGAGAAUACCCCACAAUCUACGGGUUGAGCCCUGAUCUUGAAACAUACAACACCGUGAUUAAAUCAUUUGCGGAGUCGGGGACUACCAGAUCAUUCUACUCGGUGUUUGAUGAAAUGCUCAAGAGAAAAAUUAAGCCUAAUACGACCACUUUCUGCAACGCACUUGAAGGGUUUUAUAAGGAGCAGAGGUUUGACGACGUGGAGAAGGUGUUAGAGCUUAUGAGAAAGCACGAUUGCAACCCAGGGGUUUCCACGUAUAAUGUGAGGAUACUUGGGUUGACCAAACUUGGAAAGUCGGAGCAGGCAAAAGAGUUGUUUGGCGAGAUGUUGAAGAAGAAGGUGAACCCAAGUUGGGUUAGUUACAGUUAUUUAAUUGUUGGAUUUUGCAAGGAAGGGAAUUUGGAGGAAGCCAAAAGAUUUUACAAGUCUAUGCGUAGCAAAGGCUGUGUUGCUGAGAGUUGGGUUUACUUCUCACUUAUGAACUAUUUGUGUAAAGGUGGAGACUUUGAGGCGGCAUUGGGAGUUUGCAAGGACACAAUGGUGAGAAAUUGGGUGCCCUGCUUUGCCAGCAUGAAGCUGCUGGUGAAUGGGCUUGCCAGUAGCUCGAAAGUGGAUGAGGCAAAGGAUCUUAUUGAGAAGGUGAAGGAGAGAUUUCCAAAAGGUACCGACAUGUGGAAGGAAGUAGAAGAGGGGUUGUUAAAGUGAUGAUGCUCUAUCUCCUUCAUUGCAACCCUUCUUGCGAAGGGGAGGCUGAAGAUUUCAACUCAGCUCAUUCUUUAAGCCCCAAAACUUUCAUAUUUUGCUUGUUAAAUUUAUCAUUUGGGAUUGAAUCUUUAAACAAUCAUUAUAUGAGAAUCCUACUCUUUUAUGUUCCAAAACCUUCUUGAUUUUCUCUUAGUUGUAUGCAAUCUGAUCCUCUAGUAUUUUUCGUAUGUA
Messenger RNA from Dendrobium catenatum, 1545 nucleotides. Its product is annotated as pentatricopeptide repeat-containing protein At1g61870, mitochondrial. The transcript has a single exon. The record is from RefSeq and is a predicted model, not a curated record. The coding region runs from base 100 to 1314 and encodes 404 amino acids. Lineage: Eukaryota; Viridiplantae; Streptophyta; Magnoliopsida; Asparagales; Orchidaceae. Gene Ontology annotation, molecular function: protein binding.